GAGACUUCCGUUCAAAAUGUCGGUUGCAAUUGUAUCGAACCUUGGAAAGAUACCUUCGAAAGUGAAUCCUGACCUCCAGAUUGAACGUGACAGAUCGCAAUUAACUCCAUAUAUUUCUGAAAUAACACAUUUUAUUGAUGGUGGCCGCCAGUUGACUGAAAAGAGGAGGGAAAUAGAGAAAAUACUAUUUAAGGAGUCCCUGUUUAGAGAGUAUUCCAAUGACAGAGUGUACAGAUCAAGACAAGAAGUGUAUGCAAAGGGACUCGAGAGAUCGGUCAGGUUAUUUACUCUCAAGCAGGAACACAACUGGAAUGAUGUGGAAUUUGGAUUAGCAUUAAAAACAAUAAAUGAAGACCACACUUUGGGACUCCAUAACGUGAUGUUUAUUCCUGCCUUAGAGAGACUUGCAACAGAACAACAGAAAGCAAAAUGGCUUCCACUAGCAAGAAAUUACAAGAUUAUUGGCACUUAUGCACAAACAGAGAUGGGUCAUGGAACUUACCUGCAGGGAUUGGAGACCACAGCAACAUUUGAUGCCAGGACUGAGGAGUUUGUCCUUAAUACCCCAAAAGUGACCUCCAUCAAAUGGUGGCCAGGCUCUUUAGGAAAGUCUGUAAAUAUAGCUAUAAUUCUGGCCACACUGAUCAUCGAUGGAAAAAAGUAUGGUAUGCAUCCAUUCCUGACCCCACUACGGAGCAUGGAGGAUCACCAGCCACUUCCAGGUAUUAAGGUUGGAGAUAUUGGACCCAAACUUUCCAUUAAUUCUGUUGACAAUGGAUUUCUAAUCUUAAAUAAUGUCAGGAUUCCAAGGGAGAAUAUGUUAAUGAAGAAUGCCCAGGUCAGUAGGGAAGGUCAUUUUACGUCCAGAGGCCCAAACAAGGGGAAUUAUGCUGCCAUGAUGUUGGUCCGAGUUAAUAUAGUAAACUGGUGCUUUACCUCCCUUAGUAACACCAGUACAAUAACUAUACGAUACUCCUCCAUUAGACGACAGUCCAAGCUUGAUCCAAGUCAGGAGGAGACCAAGAUCCUUGACUACCAGACACAGCAGUAUAAGGUCUUCCCAGCUCUUGCUACAACCUACGCCAUGUUCUUUGUCUCCAAGACUCUCCGUAACCGCUAUUUGAGAAUCCAUGCUGAAAUGAUGAAAGGCAAUUAUCAAAACUUAGCAGAGAUCCACUGUCAGUCGGCGGGGAUGAAGGCCCUGGCGUCGGAAAUGACGGUGGAGGUGAUGGAGGUCAGCAGACAGGCCUGUGGGGGACACGGUUACCUGGCGGCCGCUACCCUGGGGGACGCUGUGGCAGCCUCCAAGUCCCUCAUCACGGUAGAAGGAGAGAACACUGUACUCUAUCUACAGGUGGCCAGAUACCUGAUGAAGAGGUUUGCUGCUGCUGUCAGUGGGGAUACACUGUCAGGGUCAACUGACUACCUUACAAUGGACCCCAGUAAAUACAUGUGUCCCCUCAAAUCCUCCAGGGACUGUAGAAAUGUGGAACUACUGUGUGAUGUGUACAGAUUCAGAGCAUUCUUAAUGAUAGCCAAGACUGCAAGAAAACUACAAAGUGAUAUAGAGGCAGGGAAAAAACAGGCUGUAGCUAUGAAUGACAAUUUAGUACAACUGGUCCGUGCAGCAAAGGCCCACAUCAUGUACUGUAUGGUUAAAGACUACAAAGAGAGUAUGAGUCAGCUGCAGACAAGCUUGUCUGUUUCCAAUGCUCUUCACAAUCUAAACAUCUUCUUCACUGUAUUCAACAUGGUUAAAAAUGCAGGAGAUUUCUUAGAAACAGAGUCAAUUGGUCUAUCACAGAUGGAAUGGCUGAAAGAAGUAGAGCUUCAAAUGUUAGCUAAAAUCAGACCAGAUGCUGUGUCACUAGUUGAUGCCUUUGACAUCCAUGAUGACACCCUUGGGUCAGUACUUGGGUGCUAUGAUGGAAACGUCUAUGAGAGAAUGCUGAAAUCAACGGAAAAUGAACCUCUCAACCAAUCUGAUGUUCACUAUUCCUAUCACCAACACCUGAAACCCUUCUUACAGAGGAACAAUCACUCAAAACUGUAAAGGACAAUCACUCAAAACUGUAGAGGACACUUACUGGUGCAUAUACUACUGGACAGAGGAACAAUCACUCAAAACUAAAAAGGACAUAUACAGAGGAACAAUCACUCG
Molecule: messenger RNA, 2161 nt
Organism: Saccostrea cuccullata (small rock oyster)
Lineage: Eukaryota; Metazoa; Mollusca; Bivalvia; Ostreida; Ostreidae
Product: peroxisomal acyl-coenzyme A oxidase 1-like
Exons: 16
Coding region: 17-2053 (678 amino acids)
Biological process (GO): lipid homeostasis; fatty acid beta-oxidation using acyl-CoA oxidase
Cellular component (GO): peroxisome
Molecular function (GO): FAD binding; acyl-CoA oxidase activity; fatty acid binding
Source: RefSeq, a predicted model, not a curated record